UUCUCAACCCCUGCGUCAUGACUCCUUUGGGGGUCACAUAUCAGAUAUUUACAUUAGGAUUUAUAGCUGUGGCAAAACUAGUUAUAAAGUAGUGAUGAAAUAAUUUUAUGGUUGGGGGUCACCACAACAUGAGGACCCAUAUUAAAAGGUCACAGGAUGAGGAAGCUUGAGAACCUGCUAUGGGAUAACCCCUCUGUAUGCUGUGAAUAUGUUUUAUUAGCAUCAGUUAAUAAAGAAACUGCUUUGGCCUAUAGCAAGGCAGGAUAGAGCCAGGUGAGAAAUUCAAACAGAGAUACAGGGAGAAGGGCAGAGUCAGGGAGAUGCCAAGAAGCCACCAGAGCAACAAGUUGUACUAGAUCACAGGUAAAACCAUGAACUACAUGGCAAUGCAUAGAUUAAUAGGCAUGGGUUAAUUUGAAAGUAGGAGCUAGUUAAUAAUAAGCCUGAGCAAUAGACCAAACAGUUUGUAACUAAUAUAAGUUUCUGUGUGAUUAUUUGGGACCGCAUGACAGGAAAUGAAAGCUCCAUCUCCUUUACUGAACCCCUGCUCUAGAUACAUGCUGGUGGUCUUGCUUUUCAACUUUCCCUCUCCUAAGUGAUGUAACCAAAAGCAUUGAGGUAGCAUCCUGCCUCAACUAAUAUUACAUUACUUUUUUUUAUUUUGUUUUGUUUUUUAAGACAGUUUCUCUGGGUAGCCCUGGCUGUCCUGGAACUAGCGUUGUAGACCAAGCUGGCCUCACACUGAAACGAUUCACUUGCCUCUGCCUCCUGAGUGUUGGGAUUAACGGUGUAUACUGCCACCAUCCAGCUUCAUUUUUAAUAGAUAAUUUGAAUUGGGUCUUCAAUUGAAAGAACAAUGAAUCACCUAAAAUAGAAAGCCAAUAGGAGCUAUCUGUCUAUAUUUGGUUUUGAAUAUCUUUGAGUAGCCCUCCAUCUUCUCUGGACAUCAUAACCAUCUUGCCUGUCUUCAUGCUUGCUGUCUUGAGACUUACUGUAAGUAAAGAGCUGCUUUGUUUGGGGCAUUCUUUAUUUUUGGAAUGUUGUCAUUUUCCCUCUCAAAAUUGAUUUAGUUGCAACUGAGGGGAAAGAUGGAAGAGCCUGCAGUCAUCAAGAUUGUAUUUCUGAAGAGGCUCAGUCUCUGGAAGGAAAAUGGCUGUCAAUAGAAGCUGUCCAGCUAAGAGUCACCAUGUCCUUGAAUCUCAGACUCAAGAGCUCUCGCCCUGGAGAACAACUUGCCUGACUGGUCAAGGGAAUCAUUACAGAAAGAAGGUGGACCAGUUGUCAGGCUAACAUUCCCAGAGAGGAGUGGGGUAAAAGAAAUCGCAGCAAUCAGUGAUAGUUUGUGGGUCCUCUAAAACAGUGGCCACCAUUCUUUAAUUAGUUUUUAAUUUGACAGUUUGCUGCCAUAAACCUGAUUGCCAGCGUGUGGAGAAUUCAUCUGUCUGUUUUAGAUUGAUGCAUCACAGUGGCUCUGCUUCCUCCAGGAAACCAUCAACAAGAGGAAGUGCUCCGAGUGCUCCUCUGUUUGCUGGGCGUGUGCAGUUUGUUAGGUCUGUCAUAAACUAACGCUUGCGUCUCCUCAGAGGUUUGAGAUUAGUUCACAAGACUUCGGAAAAACACGGAGGGGAUGAGAUAUGCUGGUGCCAGCUUGCAAAGUAAUCGUGUUUCACUGCUUUAGUCAAUAACACACACAUCGGCUAAAGGUUAAUCUGCUGUUCCAAGGUCAUUCCAAAGACACCUUCAUUUCAGUAGAGGACUGACUGUAAGGCCGUCUUUCUCCUAAAGAAACUGCAGGGCUUGGGGAAAACUUUUUGUUUUGGUUUUUGUUGUUUCAUUUUUAAUCCGUUCAUUUACUUAAGUGAGUGUGUGUGCGCCUGAGUUUUAUACUCGCCAAGUGGACGACCCCAGCCUGGGUCCCCUGCAGGAGCAUUAUGCUUUUACCCACUGAGUUCCUUUUGCUUUGUUUUUUAGUCUGGACUCGAUCGCGAGCUCUCCUUUGGCCGGAGAAAGAGGAGGCACGCUCAGCCUCUCACUGCUGCCUUAUCCAGGUGUGCACCACAGUUAGGAUACGGGCAAAAAUCCUUCCUAAGCAGAAGGACCUCCAGCUGAAUACUCUAAACGAGGAACCUGUUCCUCCCGCCAUGCUGCCUCUUGGUAGAUAGCAUGGCCACCUUUGUUGUGGCUCAAGGAUCUAUCUUCUCUCUUGUUGCCAGAACCGUUCUCAUAUACACACUGAGAAUAGGAAACGAUUAAUUCCAGGGGUCAGGGUUGGGUUCUAUAUAUCAAUAUUAGAGAGUAGGAGUUUGUAAAACUAACUCCAAUAUUCCUUGCUGCGGGCGAAACCCUUUAUUAAACCUUGUUGCAGGCUUGCUGUUGCCGGAGCUGGAAGACCCAAACUGAGCUUAGCCCACGCGCCGCGCUGUUGGGUGGGGGCUGCGGGGGGGGGGGGCUGCGCAGCCGCAGUAGGAGGGUUCUGGGCCUGUACUACGGGGCAGCAACCGACCCUUCUGGCAUCAACCGUCUUCCUCUCUCACCCGGUUCACUUCAUCCACCUGAAUGAGCAGCCAUGGCCUGGGCUGCGGGCAUCCUGCGAGCCAGCAAAAGAGUGAGUGCAGCUGGAGUGGAUCUCAGGGACCUGAGCAUAGCUCUGCGGCCCAGUCGGGUGCUGCGUGUGCCUCUCAGCCGGGCCUGGUGGAGCGUCACUCCCACGUCCACCAUGUCGACCCUGAAGGGUGAACUUAUCCAGCACUUCAGCUCCGAAGAGCCCAUUCUCCACACCAAGGUUUCCAUUAUAGGAACUGGGUCAGUGGGCAUGGCCUGUGCCUUCAGCAUCAUAGCGAAAGGCUUGACUGAUGAGCUUGCCCUUGUUGACAGUAAUGAAGAAAAAAUGAAGGGUGAGACGAUGGAUCUCCAGCAUGGCAGCGUCUUCAUGAAAAUGCCAAAUAUUGUUUGCAGUAAAGAUUUCCAUGUCACCGCCAACUCAGAGGUAGUGGUUAUCACAGCAGGUGCACGCCAGGCGAAAGACGAAACGCGCCUGAAUUUAGUGCAGCGGAACGUAGCCAUCUUUAAGGUGAUGAUCGCCAGUAUUGUCAAACACAGCCCCCACUGCAAAUUGAUUGUUGUUUCCAAUCCAGUGGAUAUCUUAACGUACGUAACCUGGAAACUGAGCGGGUUUCCCAAAAACCGUAUUAUUGGAAGUGGCUGCAACCUAGAUACUGCGCGCUUCCGUUACAUGCUUGGCGAGAGGCUUGGGAUCCACUCUGAAAGCUGCCACGGGUGGGUCCUUGGGGAGCAUGGAGACUCAAGUGUCCCCGUGUGGAGUGGAGUGAACAUCGCUGGGGUGCCUCUGAAAGAGCUGAAUUCUGCCAUAGGAACUAGCAAAGACCCCGAGCAGUGGGGAAAUGUCCACAAAGAAGUGAUUGCCAGUGCCUAUAAGAUUAUCAAAAUGAAAGGCUAUACCUCCUGGGCCAUUGGCCUGUCUGUGGCUGAUAUUGCAGAAAGUAUUCUGAAGAAUCUCAGGAAAAUACAUCCAGUCUCCACCAAAAUUAAAGGUCUCUACGGAAUAAAAGAAGAGGUGUUUCUCAGUGUGCCUUGUAUCCUGGGAGAAAAUGGCAUCUCCGAUAUUAUAAAGGUGAGGCUGAGCCCCACCGAGGAAGCCCAGAUGGUGAAGAGUGCAGAAACACUUUGGGAAAUUCAGAAGGGUAUCAAGUUUUAAGCCAGCCCUGUAAAGAUGCCGAAGACAACAGAUGCAGGAUAUGCAGAUGUGGCGUGAACUGGGGGUUCUGAAGGUUGGCGGUCUCUGGUUUGGUCUCCUGUUGUGUGGCAUCCAGCUGCCAGGUUACUUUGCCUUUUCAGUUUCUGAGUGACUGCAUUAAAGGUAUUUUUGGUGUUUCAAGUACUGGUUCUUGCCUGUUGGUGUGGUGUUCAAGAAAUUGAUUCGUAAGAACACAUACUGGUCCAUUCUGUUGGUACAUUUAUAUCCACUCUAUGCCAUUUUAAAAAGUAACUCAUAUGGGCUAGAGAGAUGGCUUAGAGGUUAAGAGCACUAGCUGCUCUUCCAGAGGUCCUGGGUUCAAUUUCCAGCACCCAUAUCAUGGCUCAUAACCAUCUAUAAUGGGGGGUCUGAUCCCCUCUUCGGGCCUAAAGGUGUACAUGCAGAUGGAACACCCAUCUAUAAAUAAGUCUUAGAAACAAAUUAACGCCUGCAUUUAAAAAUACAAUUAUGUAAAAAUUUUUGUGAUACAUUUUGAGACUGCCUUGUCUUAGAAUGACCUCCCUGAGCCAUUAAGAUAUUAUGAAGGGGACAGGAAGGGUGGCACCUGCUGCUCUUGCAAGGACUCAGGUUCAGUUCCCAGCACCCACAUGGUACUCUACAUACAUUAGACAAUAUACUUUUACAUAUAUUUGUAGAGGCAUCACGAAAUGUGGACUGCAGCCGCUUCAAGAGCAGGGGAGGGGGAGGGGAGAGCUGAGAGGGAGGAGAGGAGAUGGGAAGGAAGCAGACUGAACAUGGAAGCCUUGGUGGUCAGACUGUAGGCAGGACUGAUUAGCAGAGCUUAUACAGGAAACAGAAAUGGAAAGGGCAAAAAAAAAAAAAACUCACAAAAAAGAAAAACUAUUUCAAACUCAGCUUUUAGUGGCAACAACUACUUGCCUGUUAGAAUUGAUUCUGUAAGGAUUUUUGCUAUUAGAGAGAACCUGAAUAUUUUAGGCAAAUUUUUAAUAUAUAAUGCAUUAGACAAAAUGGUUUUCAGUUUCUUCUUCCACAGCCCAGACGUGCCAUGGUAGUGGGGGGCAGCACCCGCGUGCACAUGGCUGCAGUGCAGAUGUGCAGACGCAGCCAUGCAGUCAGACCUGCCUCCCCAACUGCAUGGCACACUUGACUGGUCGCUCAUUGUUGAGGGGUAAAUGAUAAAUACACCAGCCACACCGUUGGUGCUCUUGUUCCUGGCGUACUGGUUCCAUCGCCCUGAGGAAGCUGCUGGAGUGGGCACGAGAGCAUUAUUAGAGGUGUAAUCUUGGUUCUAUUCUAACAUCUAAAGUAUCUGUCAGACCCCUUCUCUGAAUGUCCGUAUUUCCAAUAAUGGCUUCCAAGGACAGCAGUAUUUCAGGACAAGGUUCUGGGGCCCGAUACUCCAGGGAAUGCCUUUUAUGCCUUAAUCCCUGCACAGAACACUCCCAGAAACAGCCUGUGGUGGCCCACAGACCAUGCUUAUAAGGGUGACCCUACAACCCAUAGCAUAAAAAAUUCUCCCUGGCCAACAAGGGCAGAGCAGAGGAGAUCCCAGAGUUUCACUUUGGAGUAAUGUGACCAGCAUGCUCACAGUCAUCAGUUCUGGGGGCUGAGGGAAAGUUCCAUGGCAGUAGCUGUGAAUUUUCCUUAGUAUAUUUAGGUUCAGAUUAAAUUUAGUGAUACUCACUCUUAAAUCUUUUUCCCAAGGGCAUCUUUAAAUGGGAAUAAUUUAUUGACCUUUGUAUGUCUUCACUGAUACAUAUUUGAUAGAUACUGUCCAUAUAAAUAAUACCAUCAUGGAGCCCCA
This is a messenger RNA of Alexandromys fortis (reed vole), 5540 nucleotides long. RefSeq names its product L-lactate dehydrogenase A-like 6A. Gene Ontology annotation, cellular component: cytoplasm. Bases 2567 to 3715 code for a protein of 382 amino acids. The record is from RefSeq and is a predicted model, not a curated record. The transcript has a single exon. NCBI's taxonomy places the organism in Eukaryota, Metazoa, Chordata, Mammalia, Rodentia, Cricetidae. Gene Ontology annotation, molecular function: L-lactate dehydrogenase (NAD+) activity. Gene Ontology annotation, biological process: lactate metabolic process; pyruvate metabolic process.